UGCUCCACAUACAUCAUCUAUACUAACACCGUGCAGGUGGAUGGUGUAAUUACUGGAGGGGAAUCAGAAGGCGACGGCAAAGGAGAUGCUGCUGUAGAUAGCACAGGAAAGCCAGUCAAGAAGCGUUCCACCUUUGACCUCCUCAAGGACACAGGCAACAAACUGCGCAGUGCAUCCUACCGCAAGAAGGAUAAUGGUGAGAAGGACCCAGUGAAGGAGCUGCGCAGAAGAGCCACACUGAAGAGAUCAAACUCACUGGAUUCAGCAAGUUUCAGAGCAGUCAGCACUGAGGAUACAACAGACAACAAAGUUGCAAAGACAGAAUCUCCGAAGAAGGGCAUCCUGAAAAGACGAAACUCCUUCAGUCUGGGCAGUGCAACAACACCCAUUGCCUCACCACCAGAAACUCCAUACCAGACCAUCACUGCAGGAGAUACAAAGCUUCGCAGUGCCUUUGAGAAGAUGCGCAUGAGAAUGGAAAGCGCGAGUUCAAUGGAAUUCAAGCUCUCUCAGAUCUCGCUCUUCAAGUCAAAGAAGAAGGAUCAAAUUAUGAAAAAGCCAGUUCUGGAUCUGACAGAGGAAGAGAGAUCCGUCUGGGAGUUGAUGGAAUUGUCAAAAGAGGUGGACUUCACUAGAUGCCACAUUGACCCCGCACCAUUCCAGCUUGUUGAAAGAACUUCACUCCUCCGAGUUCACUCCAUGUUCUCUAUGCUGGGUAUUAACCAUGCUUAUGUGACUGCCAUUGGACGUCUAAUAGGAGUGGUGGCUCUUAAGGAGGUCCGCAAUGCUAUUGAUGGCCAGUACGUAGGUCAGACAUCAAAUCCAACCCCUCAAGUGAGCUCUCCCAAUACGCCCACCUCCCCCAUGCGCUCCACUCUUGUUUCAGGGACAUCUCCUCAGAGACUUUCUACAUUUAAUCCCGUCAGCUUUUCCGACCCUGAGGCCGGCACGCUGUCCCACAGGGGCUCUAGGACUCAGUUGGUCAAUUUUACAAAUGGUACUUCACACAGCUGAGGAAGUAAGAUUUUAGGAGAUUAAGGAAAUUGGUGGACACCCGUGAACUGUGAUCUAAGUCGUGAACCUUCGUCACUUGUCGGCAUCACCAGAGACAUUGACACCUGAUGCUGCAUUAUAUCUAUAGCAUGAGAUGGCAUGUGAUGACUGUUAAUUACCUACUGUGGAAAUUGACCAAAGUUGAGGACAUUCCAGUAUUUAUUUUCAAGCAGUGCUCUUGACCAUUUUGUGUUUCAGAACACUGUUAU
Molecule: messenger RNA, 1262 nt
Organism: Penaeus indicus
Lineage: Eukaryota; Metazoa; Arthropoda; Malacostraca; Decapoda; Penaeidae
Product: chloride channel protein 2-like
Exons: 6
Biological process (GO): chloride transport
Cellular component (GO): plasma membrane
Molecular function (GO): voltage-gated chloride channel activity
Source: RefSeq, a predicted model, not a curated record